Acanthopagrus latus (yellowfin seabream) is the source of this 6355-nucleotide messenger RNA. It is a transcript of the gene tmem131, whose product is annotated as transmembrane protein 131. Gene Ontology annotation, cellular component: membrane. The record is from RefSeq and is a predicted model, not a curated record. The coding region runs from base 178 to 5589 and encodes 1803 amino acids. Lineage: Eukaryota; Metazoa; Chordata; Actinopteri; Spariformes; Sparidae. The transcript has 41 exons.
GCAGCAGCAGCAGCAGCAGCAGAAGAGAAGAAGAAGAGACGAAGAGAAGAAGAAGAAGAAGAAGAAGAAGAAGAAGAAGAAGAGAGGCCAACGUCCUGUUCAGUAGUUAGCUUCUGCUCAGUUGACUCCCGAGUUUCACGGCUAUGAUUGACAGAGUCAGCAGAGGUUUACACGGGCAUGUCCGCACACUCGCUCGGUUGUUAUCGUAACAGAAAGAUCUGCAGCAUGGCGAGCGGAGAAAGAGCCCCGGGUUCUCACAGAAGAACAAGAGCGCCAUGUAUCGGAUUAUUGAGGAUGUUAUUUAUUGCUUUUAUUCAAACGACGCGGGCCAAUAAUCAAGCAUUCAUUCAGUCGGACACAAUUCUAGAAGUUUUACAUUUUGAUGAGGGAAGACUUUUACAGGCGGAGUCUGACAUUGAUUUUAGUUUAUAUCAUCAACAAAGCACGUCCCCGCACCGUGGGAACUGCCGACCUAUACGCUUCGAACCCCCAAUGUUGGACUUUCACGAACAGCCCGUUGGGAUGCCAAAAAUGGAGAAAGUUUAUUUACAUAAUCCUAGCUCAGAACAAAUUAGUUUGAUAUCAAUAUCGGCAACAACAGCACAUUUUCACGCAUCCUUUUUCCAGAAUAGGAUAAUUCCACCUGGAGGAAACACGUCAUUUGAUGUUGUGUUUCUCGCUCGAGUAGUUGGGAAUGUAGAAAACACUUUAUUUAUUAAUACGUCACAUCAUGGAGUGUUCACAUACCAGGUUUUUGGGGUCGGGAUCCCAAACCCCUACAGACUGCGGCCCUUCAUUGGGGCUCGAGUUCCUGUAAACAGCAGCUUCUCACCUCUCAUACACAUCCACAACCCGUACAGUGAACCACUGCAGGUUGUUGAGAUGUACUCCAGUGGUGGAGAUCUACAUCUAGAGCUCCCCACGGGUCAACAGGGAGGCACUGGGAAAUUAUGGGAGAUCCCCCCUUUUGAGACGAAAGGGGUGAUGAGAGCCAGCUUCUCGUCCAGAGAUGUGGACAACCACACGGCUUUCAUCCGGAUCAAAACCAACGCCCCCAACGAGGACCAGUUCAUCAUCCUCCCCGUAGAGGUGGAAGUCACAUCAGCCCCUGGUAUAUACUCCUCCACAGAGAUGCUCGACUUUGGUACACUGCGAUCACAAGAUCGUCCCAAACUGCUCAAUCUACACCUUUUAAACUCGGGAACAAAAGAUGUUCCGAUCACAAGUGUUCGUACAACACCAUCAAACGAAGCAGUCACGAUAGAUUUCAAAGCAGUCACUCUGAAGGCUGGAGAGAGCAGAUAUACCAAAGUUGCAAGUAUUAGUUUCGAUGCCUCAAAAGCAAGAAGACCAUUUCAGUUCGCUGGUAAAAUAACAGUUAAAGCAAAAGAAAAGAGUUACUCCAAGCUCGAAAUCCCAUACCAGGCGGAAGUUUUAGAAGGCUACUUGGGCUUCGACCACACAGCUACACUGUUCCACAUCAGGGACAGUCCUGUGGACCCAGUGGACAGACCCAUCUUCCUCACAAACGCCUUCAGCUUUGCCAUCCGGAUACACAACGUGUCCCUGCCCGAAGAGGCCAAAACCAUGUUUAAUGUGCAGAACUUCAGCGCUCCCAUCGUUAUUCCCCCACAUGAGUCACGCUACAUCUUCUCCCUCCUCUUCCGGCCAGUCCGACCCUCCAUCCACAUCGACAGCAACAUCCUGCUCAUCACAAACGCAUCAAAGUUUCACCUGCCGGUCCGGGCCUACACGGGCUUCUUAGAGCCACUGGUCCUGCCUCCCAGUCUGAAGGAGAACCUCCUGGACUUUGGUGUUCGCAGUGCAACACACACCAGCAGCAUCAUAUUUGUGGUGGUUAACAGUAAUCCCAUAGAGCUGGAGAUCAAGUCCUGGCUGGUCACAGGAGACAGUCUGUCCAUGGAGCUGCUGAAGACGGAGAGAGGAAAUACAACAGUGGCUCUGAGUCGCCUGCGAGAGCUGCAGAACACUUCAGCCUCUCAUCACAAAACAGUGAUAUUAGCAUCAGGCUAUUACGCAGCAUUCAGAGUGACGCUUGUGGCCAAGGCUCUUGAGGGCACGUACGACGGAGCCGUGCACAUAACCACAGAUUAUGAGAUAUUAACCAUCCCAGUGAAAGCUCUCGUAGCAGUGGGUACAUUAAACAGCUCCCCCAAACACAUCGUUUUACCGCCGUCAUUUCCCGGAAAAGUUGUUCAUCAAAGCUACAGCAUACAGAGCUCCUUCACACAAAAAGUGAGGCUCCAGCAGAUCCGCUCCCUGACAGAAGAUAUACGCUUCUAUUACAAACGGCUCCGCAACAACAAAGACGAGCUGGAGCCCAGGCGUAAAUCUAAGGUGGCAAAUAUUUAUUUUGACGCCAGCUUGCAGUGUGGUGAUCACUGUUAUGUGGGGCUGCCAUUUGUGCUUAAAUCUGAGUCUAAGCCUCACGGGCUGGCCUUACAGGAGGAUAUCUGGGACGCUGAUGUCGAUCUCCACCAGAAACUCCUCAGGCGAUGGAAAGAGCUCAAAGAGCGCUCGGGCCACAAGGUUGAAGCUGUCUUUGAAGUCAACACGGACCUUCAGAAGAACGUACAAGCUAAAAUAACGGCGCACUUGACGUGGCCGUCGGUGGUCAACUCCUCCCAACGAAUUACUUUCCCCCUUACCAACACAAACAGCUCCUCUGAUGAGGAAGUGAUCCUGCAGAAUCCUGCUGACGUCCUCGUCUACGUCCAAGUUCUCCCCUUGGCCCUGUUACCCAACCCCUCAGUGUUUUCUGGAAAACUGGCCGACAGGUUGCCGUUAGGAAAUCUGUCCAACAUCAACAUCGACACAAACACCUUAGAGUUUCAGGUUCACAGAAAUCAGACGUCACUAAUGAAGAGCAGUACAGGCUUCGUGGAGGGAUCAACCAGACCUUUUGUGUACAACCUCCUCCUGCUGCCCGGAGAAGUCAAGUCAUUCAACGUGAGGUUCACUCCCAUCAGCAACCACAGUGUCUCCUCCCUCCUCAUCGUCAGGAACAACCUCACUGUGAUCGACACAAUCGUACUUCACGGCCGAGGUACGACAGAGAGCCUGAAAGUUGCAGGGAAGCCUCCGGGACAAGGGAGCUCGCUGAGGUUCAAGAUGACCGAGGCUCUGCUCAAAGACUGCACAGAGAAGACAAAAGUCAAAGAGCCAAACUUCACCCUGAAGAGAACCUUCCGAGUGGAGAACACAGGCCUGCUCCCGAUCACCAUCAGAUCAGCAGAGAUCAACGGACAAGCCUGUGAAGGAUACGGAUUCAAAGUUCUCAACUGUCAAGAAUUUGCACUUAAGCCAAACACUUCAAAAGACCUCAUUAUACUGUUUACACCGGACUUCACGUCAUCUCGAGUGAUCCGGGAGCUCAAAUUAGUGACAUGUGGAGGCUCUGAGUUCGUGUUUGUCCUGAACGCCUCCUUGCCUUACCACAUGUUAGCUGCGUGUGCAGAGAGCCUGCCCAGACCGAGCUGGGAGCUGGAGCUCUACAUCAUCGUGUCUCUCAUUAUGAGUUUUAUGUUCCUGUUGGUGAUUGCCACGGCCUACCUGGAGGCUCAGAGCAUAUGGGAGCCUUUCAAGAGACGUGUGUCGGUGGAAUCCAACUCCAGCUUGGAGACUGGGAGACCGUUUAAUCUCAGGGAAAUUGUGCAAAUUCACAGUGAUUCAAAGUUGAAUGAUUUCAGCGACUCAACCCAGAACUCCAGAGUUUAUACGUCCAGCAAUGGAGCAGCUCGGAUCGGAGGCCGACAAGGCAACAGCCGCACCUUAUCCGACUCAGACAGCCAAGAUAAGAGGUCCAGGAUCGGCUUCACCCGCUCAUCUAUGCAAGCUACUUCCUCCCAGCCGACCAAAGGAAGCACAGCCUCAGGCCAAGAGGGCCCGCCGGCCGCCUGUCAGCUCACCAACAGGAAGGCUCGGAGUACAAAACAACUGGAUCUCCACGGCCAAAGUUUAACUGGGUCGUCGUUGCCUCACAGAGGCCUCGGGCCUGAGGAUGCAGAAUAUGCCAACCUGAUAGGAGCCAUGGACAACGACCUCGACCGUCCAGAGUCCAUCAGUGCCGAGACCCUACAGGAUCAGAGCUCUCAGUCUAUACAAAACAAAGUGUUGGAAUCCAAAGGGAAGCUGCGGGGUAAAGCUAAAGCCCAGAGGAAGAAGGAAGAGAAAGAGAAAAAAUCCACAGUAAAGAUUCAGGGAGACGAGCUUAAAGACAACCUGGCCGACAACGACGACAGCUCCUCCACCACGACAGAGACCUCCAAUCCAGACGUGGAGACGAACAUCAAAGAGGAGCCAGUGAAAAAGAAAGGAAGAACAGUAACCACAGGAAAAAUCAAAGAAGAACCUUCAAGUUUCCUCAUCAAACCCAAAACCAAGAAACCAGUAACGACAAAGAAAGAAAACCAAGCAGAAAAGUCCAGUUCUCUGGAGCUGCCAUACGUAACACCGCUGGAGAACAAACAACGCAAGAGCUUCACAUCCAAAGCUCUCUACCCUCUCACCAACAUCCCAAAGACGAGACCUGUGCAGAAACAGAGAUUAGAUGGAAAGCUGGAGGACGGGCGCCCCUCUCUGUUGGCCAAACUGCUGUCCAGCGGCUCGGUUCCAGAGCUGGGCCACAGCAGCAGCUCUGAGGGGGAGAAGGAGUUUCCGUCUCCAGAGUGGGACGUGCCGCUCUCCAAAAACAGCAUCCAAGCUGAUAGUCUUCAGCAGAUCUCCCUCCAGACGUUAAACGCAGACCCUUUCCUGAAGAGGUCCGUCACAGCCGGGACCUGCUCGCCUCCACCCACCUCCCCGAGCCUGCUGUCCCGAGGCUCCUACAGCAGUGUGGUCAACAGUCACAGUGAGGUAAUCCAGAAGAAGGCCCCAGGAAACAAGUUGUCUGCAGCCACUCCGCUACCGGGCAAAAACGGGAACCCCACGUUUGCUGCUGUAGCUGCUGGUUACGAUAAAAGCCCGGGUGGCUCUGGUCCGGGUAAAUCUGACCAGGGAAAGGGUCUGCCACACAUGCCCUCAGUGGAGAGUGACAGCUCUGACAGCUCUGGAUUAUGGAGUCCCAUCGACACGGCCAGCAGUCCAAACUACCAUCCAGCAAACUCAUUCUCUGCUUUCGGACCCAACAACUCCUUCAACCUGACUGGAGUUUUCACUGGAAUGAAUCUCCCAAAGUCAUCGGAGCCUCAGCAGAGCUGGCCUGAGUUCACCCCCCCAUCCUCGUCCAUCUGGGACAUACCGAGCAACGACUCUCUGCACCACUGGCCCAGCAGCUCCAGCUCCCCGACUGCCCCAACUUCAUCACUCCUGGGAAACGGCCGCAACCCCUGGUCUGCCACGACGCCCUUCGGGAGCUCGAUCUGGUCAACAAGCGCAGAUUCGGCCUUACACCCUUUUUCCCCGACGACCAACUCGACGCCACUGACCGACCUGGUCAGCAGCCCCGCCCCGUCGCCACCGGCCUCCACCGAGAUGAGUCGCACCUACAACCCGUGGAGCAUGUGGCGCCCGACCCUGAGCAGACGCAGCUCUGAGCCCUGGCCGAGCUCCUCUGACAACGGCAAUUAAACCGCACGUGACUGCACUUAACAGAGGCGCGUCAAGGAUUCGACGUUCUCUGUGCGCUAAAUGAAAUUAUUUUAUAAUCAGAGAAUCCCAACAGAAAGCAAUGUUACCUGAAGUGUAAUGAGUUUGGUAGCCCGGUGCUGUGGGUUACCAACCCCGCAAUUUAGUUCUCCGCCGCUUUUUAUUCAUUUGGGGGCAGAAAUGCUAACUUUUUAUUUGGAUUUGUUUUAACAGGUGCCCCUCAACUGAAAAUGUCUAAAGCAUGGUAUGUUGAUGCCAGUGCAGACAUUGUGUUGUUAUAGAAAGGCUGGUCGUGACGCGCCCCCCUCCCCUCAAAGUUUGGUACAUGGCAGAAUCUUUCAUGUUCAGUAUUAAUGUUGGAACAGACAUCUUAUCUUAAGCCAUGUGUUUUUUCUCGAUCAUUUCCGUUUCUUAUUGGAUCUUAUUGGUUUUCUUAAAAAAAAAAAAAAAAAAGUCUGACAAAUCAAAUUUGGAGUUAAAUCGGUGCGCUAGGCUUUUUAUUUGGCAGCAGGGAUAUUUCAUUAUCUGACAUGCGAUUCUUCAGAACACCAAAAGGCCCCAAAACAAAAAAAAAACUUGAACACGAACGUUCACGUUUGCCCAUGUUAGAGCGGGCUCGGUCCGAAAAAUAUCAAAGCCUUCUGUGAGAAUAAAUUGGUCAGGUGAUCAUAGAACACUUACGUUUGAGGUUUGUAUUUGUACAUCGCCUCUGUUUGUCAGCCAAUUUAAAUAAAGGACUUCAGCAAGA